Molecule: messenger RNA, 1924 nt
Organism: Pistacia vera
Lineage: Eukaryota; Viridiplantae; Streptophyta; Magnoliopsida; Sapindales; Anacardiaceae
Product: importin subunit alpha-9-like
Exons: 11
Coding region: 96-1652 (518 amino acids)
Biological process (GO): NLS-bearing protein import into nucleus
Cellular component (GO): cytoplasm; nucleus
Molecular function (GO): protein binding; nuclear import signal receptor activity
Source: RefSeq, a predicted model, not a curated record
UCGUUGUAAUUUGGGGUUUUCGAAUUUACAUUCAAAAAACUUCUUUGACUUCUCAUUACUCCGCUGGAAAAUACAAUCUCAUAGCUUUCUCUAAGAUGGCCGAUGAAGGGUUAACUCCUCACAGAAGAGACCCCAUCAAGUCUUCAGUUGGGAAUGUGGCGGCACAACGGAGAAGGCAAAAUGCUGUUACUGUGGGGAAAGAAAGAAGAGAAUCGUUGGUGCGUGCGAAGCGCCUGUGUAGAGUGGGGACUAGUGGUGAUAGUGAAGUAUCCGUUGAUAAUGAUAUGAUGGUUGAUGAAGAGCAAUCGAUUUUGGAGACACAAACUGCUGCGGCUGUGGAGGAGCUGAAGUCUGCUGUUGCUUAUCAGGGGAAAGGAGCAAUGCAUAAAAGGGUGGACGCCCUUCGUGAACUGAGGCGUAUAUUGUCAAGAUUUGAAUUCCCUCCUGUAGAAACUGCUCUUAAAGCAGGAGCAAUAUCCACCCUUGUGCAGUGUCUUUCAUUUGGAUCUCCAGAUGAACAGCUUCUUGAGGCAGCUUGGUGUCUUACAAACAUUGCAGCAGGAAAACAAGAGGAAACAAAGGCCUUGCUGCCUGCAUUACCAUUGCUUAUUGCUCACCUGGGAGAAAAGAGUUCCUUGCCGGUUGCUGAGCAGUGCGCAUGGGCAUUAGGAAAUGUUGCUGGUGAAGAAGAGGAGUUAAGAGAUGUUUUGCUUGCCCAAGGGGCCUUACCACCUUUGGCAAGAAUGAUGCUGCCAAAUAAGGGUUCAACUGUGAGAACAGCUGCUUGGGCAUUGUCAAAUCUAAUCAAGGGACCAGAUCCUAAAGCUGCAUCAGAACUCAUUAGAGUCAAUGGAGUACUGGAUGCAAUUCUUUGUCAUUUGAAAAAAGCGAAUGAGGAAUUGGCAACUGAAGUUGCAUGGGUAGUUGUGUAUCUGUCAGCCCUUUCAAAUGUUGCUACUAGUAUGCUGGUGAAGAGUGAUGUCCUUCCACAACUUGUAGAAAGAUUGGCUACAGCAAAUAGCUUGCAGUUACUCAUCCCAGUGCUGCGAAGCUUAGGUAAUCUUGUGGCUGGUGAUUCAAACACAAUUUGCGAUAUUCUUGUUCCUGGACGUGAAAUCACAGAUAAAGUUAUAGAGGUUCUAGUAAAAUGCUUGAAGAGUGAGCACAGGGUCUUGAAGAAGGAAGCAGCUUGGGUGCUAUCUAAUAUUGCUGCUGGUUCUGUAGAACACAAGCAAUUAAUAUGUUCCAGUGAGGCCCUGGCGUUGUUACUGCAUCUUCUUUCCACGUCACAAUCUGAUAUAAGAAAGGAAGUAGCAUAUGUUUUGGGUAACCUCUGUGUUUCCCCAACCGAAGGUGAUGGGAAGCCAAGAUUGAUUCAGGAACACUUGAUUUCCCUGGUCAGUAGGGGAUGCCUUCCUGGUUUCAUUGAUUUGGUUAGGUCUGCCGACAUUGAGGCUGCCAGACUAGGCCUUCAAUUCAUGGAGCUUGUUUUGAGAGGGAUGCCCAAUGGCGAGGGCCCAAAACUUGUAGAGCAGGAGGAUGGAAUCGAUGCUAUGGAAAGAUUUCAGUUCCAUGAAAAUGAAGACCUAAGAAACAUGGCAAAUGGUCUGGUUGAUAAAUACUUCGGGGAAGACUAUGGUCUCGAUGACUAGGCUGCAUGAUGCUAUGAUUAGCGACGUUUUCCUGUUCUGAUCCUCCCUCAUAUAACCUUGACCUUCUCUGACUAAUCUUCGGCAAUGAUUUAUGUAAUAUAAAGAUGGCUGUUGAGGAUCCAUUAACCAUCAUGAUUUGGGUUUGAUUAGUAGUGCCAAUGGAUGUUUGUAGUAUCUGUUCUUUAGUCUUUAGGCAGUGUUGUAUAAUAUGUUCUUACAGAACAUGUAAAUUAUGGAUUUAAUUUCGUUCAAAUGUGUGUGAUAUUUGAUUA